Messenger RNA from Paraphaeosphaeria sporulosa, 1670 nucleotides. RefSeq lists its product as uncharacterized. The transcript has 2 exons. The coding region runs from base 142 to 1509 and encodes 455 amino acids. Lineage: Eukaryota; Fungi; Ascomycota; Dothideomycetes; Pleosporales; Didymosphaeriaceae. Gene Ontology annotation, molecular function: protein binding. The record is from RefSeq and is a predicted model, not a curated record.
CACCACCCUUCAGCUUCGCAACAUCAUUUCCUCGGCGGUGAGGGUAAAGUAGCAUUUCAUCAGACAGCCUUGCUUCUUGCUUAUUCACCUCAACUACUUGGAUCAACUAGUCGCUCUCCUCAAGAACGCUUGCUAGGCAGCAUGCAGCAAACCGACCGCCUGGCGACCACCUCAGCAAUGAGUUUCGCACGAUUGCCAGCGGAACUUCAGAUCGAGACCUUCAGCUACCUUGAGAACACGGACCUCAAAGCAGUACGCAGUGUCAGCACCUCCUGUCGCGACAAUGCCUCUCCACAUCUGUUCCGAAGCAUAAUCGCCUGCCCACGCUACCAAGCCAUGGGCGCAUUCCAGAACGUGGCCUUGCACCCAGUUUACCAAAAAUACGUCAAGGAGAUUGUAUUCGACGCCACAACUUAUAGCGAGAGGAUAGCGAAAAACGAGAAGCUCUAUCUCUUCUCGCCACCAGGAGAGGUGAGCUGGGUCCGUUAUUCAAGAUGGAAACGAUAUCAAGAGCUAUACCGAGAGCAAGAAGAAAUUAAAGAGGGUGUGCUCCUGCAGACGAUUGCCCGUGCUUUGGAGUGGAUGCCUCACGUGGAACGCAUUACAUACUGUCCAUAUCCGUUGCAUGUACCGGUUGAGAAGAAAUUGAUGAAGGAUCUCUUUGGGCGAGGUGCUGGAUACGUAGCGUUGGAACUGUCCAAUCCCGCGAAUUCUCACGGUUCCAUCGAACCUGAAAACGCCUUCCAUCACCUCAUUGGCGCAAUCUGUGUAGCAAAGUACUCCAAUAUUCGCGAGUUCCGCGUCGAGCAGGCUCAGCGCGACGUCUCAAACUAUCAGCUCACCUUGAGAGAGUUUUAUUUCGCAGGACCUGGCCAUCUCGAGGCCGGAAAGUAUUUUUUCCGCAAUCUACGCAAGAUUGAACUGGUCCUCGAUUUCCGUUUGUCUGAUGCAGUCCGUCGUGAUUGCUUGGCCAACUUGCGUGCGCUUCUCUCAGAAGCUAAAGACCUUCGUCAUCUACGACUGUGCGUUGAACCACGUCACUCUCUGCAGGGCCUCUACGGCUGGCUCUCCGAUUCGGAGAUCCAGUCGCCAUUCAGAUGCAUAGGCUUGGCGACAGAGUGGCCCAAAAUCCAGUCAAUUGAUCUCGGUCAAAUCGUUGCGACAGAAGAUGAGCUAAGGGGCCUUGUCCAUCGAUGGAAGAGCACGAUGACCUCGAUCAAGUUCACCAACUGUAUCAUCACAGCAGGUAAAUGGUCGAAUUUGGUAGAUGAGGUGGUCUAUGAUACAAAGAUCCGCGUCGUCGUCUUGAAUCGCGUCCAUGAGCAAUUCGUAUAUGGAGACGUCGUGUAUGAAACACUGUCAUCAGAGGAGCACGAGCGAUGGACGUACGAAGGGCAGGUCAUGGAAAAUGAGCAAGGCAUUCGAUACUUUUCGGAGCCCCCGGGUAAAUCCGUUUACGCGUGGCGUGACCUCUCGUCCGACGAAGCGGAUUCAUCAAUGGCGGACUAGGAUGGAGUGGAUUUGCAAGGCCACGUACAAUAUACGAAAUGCUCUGGAGAGCAGCAGAGCGUUUUCCACCUCUGCAUCAUUGCUUUAUGAUCAUCUUCGAUCGCUCUACCACGACUUAAGCGUUGUUCUCGGAUUUGAUUCGAUGGUUUCAUCCAAAGGGA